Spodoptera exigua (beet armyworm) is the source of this 666-nucleotide messenger RNA. Lineage: Eukaryota; Metazoa; Arthropoda; Insecta; Lepidoptera; Noctuidae. The record is from the annotation of a GenBank genome assembly.
AUGUACACAAAUAAAUUAUCGGACCCAAUAUCAAAGAUCGGGUUUGCCAAUGACCUUUUGACGCCAACUCCAUCCGGCUCGGCCACCAUAGCCGAGGCAUGCGAGCGACGAUCUUCCGAGAAGCGGUGCCUUAACAGCGUCACAUCCUGCCGCGUAAACGUUGUGUUCCGAGCGACCGGCGGACUCAGGCCCGCGGGACUCCCGUUACAUAACGCACCUGCAUUCCGCGAAUACUCGCACUCACCGGACACCGGUACUUACUGCAUCGAUUAUGUCACCUCUCAGCUGACGGUUAAGCACUACGUACGAGAGUAUCCGAGGGUUAUCAGUCGCGCGGUGGCUCGCUCCGCGGAGGGCGGCCGUGUGACAGAGCGCGUGGGUUCGAGUCGCGGGGUCGAUGUCGGGGAGGAAGGGGCACGGAGGCUGCGGACUCACCGUGCGGAUGGUUACAUAAGUCGGUCGGCGGGAGCGAGGACACGUGCAGCCCCUCCGGGGCUUGUGGCGCGACUGGCGGCGGGUCGGGCGCCGCCCCGCGCUACCGAGCCACGCGGGGCCGCCGCCGCCUUCCACCCAGACGCGAUUAAACAGCCUUCACGUGCGACUCACGCUUUAAAAGCGCGCCUAAUAAACCUCACCUAUACUUGGGUUUACAGAUUAUGGAGCUGA